Messenger RNA from Myripristis murdjan (pinecone soldierfish), 780 nucleotides. It is a transcript of the gene fabp7a, whose product is annotated as fatty acid binding protein 7, brain, a. The transcript is spliced from 4 exons. Gene Ontology annotation, molecular function: lipid binding. Lineage: Eukaryota; Metazoa; Chordata; Actinopteri; Holocentriformes; Holocentridae. The coding region runs from base 95 to 493 and encodes 132 amino acids. The record is from RefSeq and is a predicted model, not a curated record.
GCCACGCGUUAGAUUUACUGUACGGAGACCAGGGGCUACCCGUCGGCGUCACAAUUCCUCUGCAUUCCUGUAUCGGACACAAAAAAUCAUCAAAAUGGUUGAUGCUUUCUGCAACACAUGGAAACUGAUCGACAGUCAGAACUUUGAUGAAUACAUGAAAGCACUUGGUGUUGGUUUUGCCACAAGGCAAGUGGGCAAUGUCACCAAACCAACUAUUGUGAUCAGCAAAGAUGGGGACAAAGUGAUGGUGAAAACCCUGAGCACCUUCAAAAACACUGAGAUCAGCUUCAAAAUGGGAGAGGAGUUUGAUGAGACCACAGCUGAUGACAGACAUGUCAAAUCUACUCUCACCAUGGAUGGAGACAAGCUUGUGCAUGUGCAGAAGUGGGAUGGCAAAGAAACAAAAUUCAUCAGAGAGAUCAAGGAUGGGAAGAUGGUGAUGACCCUGACCUUUGAGGGCGUCCAAGCGGUCCGCACAUACGAGAAGGCGUAACUUUCCCAGAGUCCUCGACCGAGCAAAUCAUCCCAGCACUGUGACCGACCGCCAAGGCCCUCCUGUGUUCAGCUCCCGUUUUUACCAUUUGCAGUUUGCACUCGAUUUGUUGUUGUAACGUGGGACAAAUAUUUUGGGGAAAAUGUUCUUUUGUAAGAUCUUUUGUAAGAAAUUCUGAAGUUGUUGUGGAGACUCAUAUUCUGAAGCGCCUAAAUUUGUUUCAUACUGAUCCAUUCUGUGUGUCACCCAUGACAAAGGGAGAAAAUAAAGUACUUGACUCAAACUUA